This is a messenger RNA of Linum trigynum, 4184 nucleotides long. Lineage: Eukaryota; Viridiplantae; Streptophyta; Magnoliopsida; Malpighiales; Linaceae. The record is from the annotation of a GenBank genome assembly.
UAUCAUUGUGUUUGAUCAAAUGAAGAUGAAACCUUUGCAGUUGUUCAGAGUUUCAUGAAGGGAGAAAAAUGAUUUCGGAAAAAAAUGCAACAAAAGAUAAAAGUAAAUGAUCAGGAUAAGAUGAAUGCAGAAUGAGGUGACACGUAAUAGAAGUAUAAGAGGAAAGUCAUAUCCAAUGUUAUUAUGACUCGGGUAAUGCCUGCUUCAAACAAAUCUGAGCUAAUUCGAGUUGAAAUGGAGAUGAUGGAGUUACUUUUUUCUCCCUACUAUAGAAAGGCUGUAAGCAACAAACUAGUGAGACCCCCACAAAUUGACUUCUUACUCUUGGUCUUGUAAUUAACUCAAAGUUUUGUUUGGUACUAAAAAUUGAACUCUCCAUGGUUGUCUUUUUCUAUUCAAAAGAACAUGGAUGAGUUGGCAAUAACUGAAUUGUGAAGAUAACGAUGGGCGAAAAAAGAGAGAAGAUAAGAACAUAGUGGUGCUGAGAUGUUGAGAGAAGUCUGAGGGAGGAAAAGAAGAAUCCAAGAUUCGGAAGAAUCCAUUCCAUGCCAUGUUCUUAAAUGUAUGGAGCAAAAGUAAUUGAGUAAAAAUUGAACAAUGGCGUUUUCUAGAUAGAGAAUGAAAUUUGGAGGGUAAAACUUGGUAAUGGAAGUAUUGAACAUUCUCAUACAUGAUAUCACAAAUGAGGAUGAGUGAAUUGAGAAAGUUCUGAUAAAAUUUCUUUAUUCAUGUUAUGGGUAAUGGUUUGGAUUAACGACUUGUAUAUUGAAAACGAAUAUAUUAAGUUAUUCAGUUUCGAAUAUCUUCUAUGUAAGUAAUACAAAAAUAUUUUAAUAUGUAAUUAAAUUAUUACGUUUGAUUUAAUAAUAGGCAACCUUAAGGACAAUACUAAAAGUUUUCCAACCAAAAAUAAUAACGCGCCAAAAUUUCGAAUCCCAAUAGGUGGGCGGGACGAGGGAUAUUUUUGCUAACGGUUUUUUGGUAGCUAGUAUUCAAUAAUAAAAGUUUUUCCAGUCAAACACUUUAACGCUCGGAAACUUCUAAUCCUGACAUGUACUUGGUGGAGGAAUUUUUGGUCAGUGGUCAUUCUAAAAGUUGGUUUUCUUUAAUAAUUUUUCAAUCAAAUAGAGUAACUCCCCGAAUCUUCGAAACCGGAUUGGUAGUUACGACGAAGGAAUGUUUGGCCAACCGUUAUUCUAAAAGCUAGUUUCGUACUUUUCUUUCUCCAAAUUUGUGUUGUAUUAGGCCACCGAGGAAAAAAAAUAAACAUCAUGAUGUUGUUGCUCAAUGGUCUCUGUAAAGUGCAUUUUGGUUGGUGGUAAGGGCGACAUAUGGAUAUGUUCUCGUAUUGAGUCGCGACAUCAUGAUGACCUCGAAAAUUCUCUGCUUCCACAACUUUUGGUAGCAUUGGAUACUUUAGUUUUUUACAACGAUUAAAACUUUUGUCAGGUAGUUGCGGAAGAGGAUGCUCAGGUCAUCAUCCAGCAACCAUAUUAUUUCAUCAUUCAUCACAUUCUUAAGGUUCUUUCUUCUAAGACCUUUAACAACCGCUGAUUGAAUUGCUCAUACAAUGGUACACACAAAAAAAACAUUUUCCUUUUCUCAGGCCGAACUGAGGAUUAAAUUCUUAUAUUUAGCAAUCCAACCAUUAAUUAUGUUUGAAUUGAACAAGAUCUUAAGGACAAUACAAAAAGUUUUCAAACCAAACAUAAUAACGCGCCAAAACUUCGAAUCCCAAUAGGUGGGCGGGACGGAGGAUAUUUUUGCUAACAGUUUUUUGGUAGCUAGUAUUCCAUAAUAAAAGUUUUUCCAGUCAAACACUGUAACGCUCGGAAUCUUCGAAUCCUGACACGUAGUUGGCGGAGGAAUUUUGGUCUACAGUUAUUCUAAAAGUUAGUUUUCAUUAAUAAUUUCCCAAUCAAGCAGAGUAACGCUCCAAAUCUUCAGAUAGGUAGUUACGACGGAGGAAUGUUUGGCCAACCGUCAUUCGAAAAGCUAGUUUUGUACUUUUCUUUCUCCAAAUUUGCGUUGUAUAAGGCCAUCGAGGGGAAAAAAACAUCAUGAUGUUGUUGCUCGAUGGUCUCUGUAAUGUGCAUUUCGGUUGGUGGUCAGGGUGACAUAUGUAUAUGUUCUCCUCGUAUUGAGUCGGCAUCAUGAUAACCAGUAACCACGCAAAUUCUCUGCUUCCAGAACUCUUGAUAGCAUUGGAUACCAUAAUUUUUUAUUUUACAACGAUUAGAACUUUUAUCGGGUAGUUGCGGAAGAUGAUGAUCUGAUCCUCAUCCAGCAACCACAUCAGUUCAUCAUUCAUCACGUUGUUAGGGUUCUUUCCUCUGAGACCAUGUACGUUUAACAACCGCUGAUUGAAUUGCUCAUACAAUGACACACACAAAAAAAAAAAAAACAUUUUCCUUUUCUUAGGCCGAAUUGAGGAUUAAAUUCUUGUAUCUCAGAUCUAUCUCUUGAUACAUGUCUAUCAAUCAGAAGCAAAAAAACACCACAAUUAGAAGAAAUCCUACCAUGAUCAAGAAUAGUUGCAUUCAAACCAAAUAUGGCGCCAAAAUUAAACCCACCCCUCUUCUUCAUCUCCAUCUUUAUCUUCCAUGUUCAUCGAACCAAAGCUGUUGGGGCUUCUCUGCUGCCUCCUCAACUUAUUCAGAGCCGUUGCGAGAAAACACAAAAACCUUACUCCUUUUCAGCCAUUUGGCAACACUCUCUUCUCCCCACCAUUGGUCAAGCAUAACUCACCACCUUCAGUUUCUUUCCUUCCUUCCAAUGACCUCCUUUUUAACACUUGGCUGAUUUCCCCUGCCACCAUCUUUAAUUUUUUUACCUUCUUAAGAACCCUCAACCCCCUUCCUCCACAAUGCGGCACCCCAAACCUCUCUCACUUAAAGCUGGCAGUCACUACUGUUCUUCUUCUUCACCUGCUCUGUUCCAAUGGAGAACCAGGACCUUUCCUCUGUUUUGCCUACUCAAGAUCCCCAGCUCGAUCCCCUGCCUCAGGCUCUGCCACCGAGUUACCUCCCACCACCUGAUGACUCAGUGAGUCAAUUUUACUGGUCACAGAAGCAAGAGAGAAGGGUUCUUGAAUAUGCAUUCAGGACCAGGCUUGCGAGGAGUAAGAGGAAGCUAGCUCGCCAGAGAACCAUUUUGGCUAAGCUUUCUUCUUCCUCUUCUUCUUCUUCUGGUGGAGGUGUGACUGUGGAGAUAAAAAACAAGCCCGAUGAUGGCAGCAAGUGUUGGUUUGAUUUCUACACCCCAAACAGUAAAAGGCUGAGGGUGUUGUUGAAGAAGGAUCUGAAGAACAGUGAUGUGGGUUCUCUUGGGAGGAUUGUUCUCCCAAAGAAGGAGACCGAAGAAAACCUACCUUUCCUCAUAGACAAAGAAGGGAUUCAACUUGUGAUUAGACACCUCUACACACAACAAGAAUGGGUUCUGAAAUUCAAGUUUUGGAUUAAUAACAAAAGCAGAAUGUACGUCCUCGAGCACACGGGAGAAUUUGUGAAGCAAAAUGGGAUGGAGAGUGGAGAUUCUCUCUUCUUGUAUGAAGAUGAAAACAACAACCUGUAUUACACAAUUCAGAAGGCAUCAAAAUCAGGAAAAGCCGAGCCAUUAGAAACUACAACAGACAACAGUUACAAGAACUAUUUCGAGUCCUAUCCGGCUGGAGAUGAUGAUGAUGAUGUAUCAUUAGCGGUACUUAUCGAAGACCUCAAUCACAAAGAACAAAAGGAAGAAGAAGAAGUACGCAGCCUUAUGGAAGUAGUUUAUGCUUCAAAUGCUCAGGCAUCUGAAUUCAACUACAACAACUACACACCACAAAAUGCAUACCAAAGGCAAAUAUAGUGAAGUUUUAUAAAACAACAACAACAAAAAAAUAGAAAGAAAAGAAUGUAAUUGUAUCUAUGGUGUGUUAAUUUCUUCAAAGUACAAUCUCAGUAAGGUGUUGGGUGACUGAGUAUUAAGAAACAAAUGUUAGCAAUGUACUUCAAAGUACACCGAUGAACUCGUGAUAAUGGAAUGGAUAGGAAAUGUUUGUGUUUCGUUUUAUCAAACAAUACAUUGUGCAAAUACAUAAUAAUUUGAUCGAGAAAUCAUAUGUCGAAUAACUCAUCCAAAUGAAUUGUGCAAACGAUUGAUAACUACAAGUCUACAAACAGAAAGAAAGUGCAAGAAAAGUC